Molecule: messenger RNA, 621 nt
Organism: Scheffersomyces stipitis CBS 6054
Lineage: Eukaryota; Fungi; Ascomycota; Pichiomycetes; Serinales; Debaryomycetaceae
Gene: VPS24
Product: ESCRT-III subunit protein
Exons: 1
Coding region: 1-621 (206 amino acids)
Biological process (GO): late endosome to vacuole transport; protein transport; endosome transport via multivesicular body sorting pathway
Cellular component (GO): ESCRT III complex; multivesicular body
Source: RefSeq, a predicted model, not a curated record
AUGAGGACAAUAAACCUGUUGUUGAGAAAAAACAAGCGAGAACUCGAUCGCUCAAUGAAUCAAUUACAGCCUUUGAAGAAAAAGACGGAGGCACUAAUCAAAAGAGCUGUCAAGGACAAUGACUUGAAGACGGCCAAGAUCUACGCUAAGGAGUUGAUCAAUGUCAACAGACAAUACAACAAGUUGUACACUUCCAAGACGAGAAUUGACUCUAUUAAUAUGGCCAUCAAUGAACAGUGGCAGAUGAACAAGCUAACACAAUCUUUGCAUUCGCUGGCAGUUGUCAUGAAAGACGUCAACCAAUUGGUGAAGAUCGGCGUGGUGCUGGCUACAAUGCAAGAGCUUUCCAAGGAGUUGAUGAAGGCAGGAAUUAUCAAUGAGAUGAUGGACGACGCCAUCGACUUGGACUUUGAAGAAGAUGAAGAGUUGGAACACGAAUCCCAAGAGGAAGUCAACAAAAUCAUAGCCAGCUUGACAGAAGACAAGUUCUCCAAGAUCAGCAACGAGGUUCCUACCAAUAGCGUGGACGUUGAGGAAGAACCUAAGGCUGAAGUACAAGAGGAGGAAGAUACAGAGGCUCUCGACGAAAUGAGAGAGCGUUUACGAGCCUUACAAGAGUAG